AUGUCUGCCAUCGCGGAGAAAGUUGCCGACGCCGUCAACGACGUUACCAACGCUCUGAGCAAUACCUCCAUCACUGGCAAGGCCGCCGACGACAAGUCUGCUGCCAACGAUGCCGUCCUCGCCAGUGCUGCCGAAGGUCGCCGCCUCUACAUCGGCAACCUGGCCUAUGCGACAACUGAGGGGGAGCUGAAGGACUUCUUCAAGGGUUACCUUGUCGAGUCUGUUUCUAUCCCCAAGAACCCUCGUACUGACCGCCCAGUCGGCUAUGCCUUUGUCGACCUGUCCACCCCCAGCGAAGCUGAGCGCGCCAUCGCUGAGCUUUCCGGCAAGGAGAUCCUCGAGCGUAAGGUCUCUGUUCAACUUGCCCGCAAGCCGGAGCCAAAUGCCGAGAAGACUGAGGGCACCAACGGUGAGGGUGCCGAGGGCACUCGCCGCCGACAGUCCACCCGUGGCCGUGGUGCCAAGCGUGGCCGCGGUGGUGCUGGCCGUACCCGUGGUGGCCGGGACGAGAAGAAGGAGGAGGGCGCAACGACUGAGGCCGUUGCCGCCCCCGCUGCACCCGCCGAAGUUGCAGCAACCACUGAGGUUCAACCUUUGCAGGAUAUUACCAACAAGGAUGUCGACGCUGACAAGAUUGACAAGAAGACCACUCAGGCUCGCCCACCUCGCGAGCGCCGUGAGCGCGGCCCCCCGGCCGACGGCAUCCCCUCCAAGAACAAGGUCAUGGUCGCUAACCUGCCGUACGACCUGACUGAGGAGAAGCUGAAGGAGUUGUUCGCCGCCUAUGAGCCAUCUACUGCUAAGAUUGCGCUUCGCCCCAUCCCUCGCUUCAUGAUCAAGAAGCUUCAGGCUCGUGGCGAACCACGCAAGGGACGUGGUUUCGGCUUCGUCACCCUUGCUUCUGAGGAGCUGCAGCAGAAGGCUGUUGAGGAGAUGAACGGAAAGGAGAUUGAGGGUCGCGAGAUCGCUGUCAAGGUCGCCAUCGACAGCCCCGACAAGACAGACGAGGAGGCCAACGCCCCCGAGCAUAUUGAGGGCGAGACCAACGGCACCGAAGAGGCCGCUGCCGCCCCUACCACUGCUUAA
Messenger RNA from Phaeoacremonium minimum UCRPA7, 1086 nucleotides. RefSeq names its product putative glycine-rich protein. The coding region runs from base 1 to 1086 and encodes 361 amino acids. The transcript is spliced from 3 exons. Gene Ontology annotation, molecular function: RNA binding. NCBI's taxonomy places the organism in Eukaryota, Fungi, Ascomycota, Sordariomycetes, Togniniales, Togniniaceae. The record is from RefSeq and is a predicted model, not a curated record.